AUGGCUAUGCGCGAUUAUGCUGCCGACAAAGAAAGCUUUAAAAGCUUCUUCAUUGAUUUCUGUCAGACGGACGAUGAGGGUCACAAGAAUUUUAAAUAUGCGGAUCAACUUACGAGAGUGGCUCACAGGGAACAGGUGGACUUUAUUGUAGAACUAGAUGAUUUACAUGAGGCAAAUGAGGAACUCGCUGAAGCUGUUAUCAAAAACACCAGGAGAUACACAAAUAUGGUGUCUGACGUGGUUUACGAGAUGUUACCCGAAUAUAAGCAGAGAGAGGUAGUAGCAAAAGAUGCUUUAGAUGUAUAUAUCGAGCACAGGAUAAUGUUGGAAGCUAGAAACCACAGAAUUCCAGGAGAGAUGAGGGACCCUCGCAAUAGAUAUCCACCGGAACUGAUCAGACGAUUUGAGGUUUACUUCACAGACAUGUCAACAUCAAAAAGCGUUCCUAUCAGAGAUGUAAAAGCUGAACACAUCGGUAAAUUGGUUACUGUAAGAGGUAUUGUAACUAGAUGUACCGAUGUGAAACCUUUGUUAGUGGUGGCUACAUACUCGUGUAGUGCUUGUGGAGCUGAAACCUAUCAGCCAGUAAGGUCUUUACAGUUUACCCCACCACCUGCCUGUACGGCAGAUGAGUGCAGAAUUAAUAAGACAGCUGGACAACUGCACUUACAAACCAGAGGUUCCAGGUUCCAGAAAUUCCAGGAGUUGAAAAUACAGGAGCAUUCGGAUCAAGUGCCAGUGGGUCAUAUUCCUCGUCAGCUGUCAGUGUAUUGUCGUGGGGAGACAACUCGUCGAGCUCAGCCCGGUGACCAUGUGGCUAUAACCGGCAUCUUCUUGCCACUACUGAACUCCGGUUUCAGACAGAUGAUUCAGGGACUGUUGUCGGAUACAUACUUAGAGGCUCAUUCCGUGAGCUGCAUCAAUCAAGCUGAUGAAGGUGAGUUAUCAGAAGCACUUACAGAGGAGGAGCUGGCGGAGUUAGCGGAGGACGACCUGUACUCACGGAUGGCGAAGAGUUUAGCGCCGGAAAUAUACGGACACGAAGAUGUUAAGAAGGCGCUGCUGCUGUUACUGGUUGGAGGAGUGGAUAAGCGUCCAAACGGUAUGAAGAUCCGCGGUAACAUCAACAUCUGCCUGAUGGGUGACCCCGGUGUGGCCAAGUCCCAGUUACUGAACUACAUCGACCGCCUCGCGCCUCGCUCUCAGUACACCACCGGCCGGGGCUCCUCCGGUGUAGGACUUACAGCCGCUGUUCUAAAGGAUCCUUUCACCGGCGAGAUGAUGUUGGAGGGUGGAGCGCUAGUGUUAGCGGACCAGGGCGUGUGUUGUAUCGACGAGUUCGACAAGAUGGCUGAAAACGACCGGACCGCCAUACACGAGGUCAUGGAACAACAGACUAUUAGUAUCGCUAAGGCGGGUAUAAUGACGUGUCUGAACGCCCGCGUGUCCAUCCUAGCGGCCGCCAACCCCGCCUACGGCCGCUACAACCCCAAGCGAACCAUCGAACAGAACAUACAGCUGCCGGCCGCGUUAUUGUCCAGAUUUGAUCUGCUGUGGCUAAUACAGGAUAAACCCAACAGAGAGAAGGAUCUCGAGCUAGCCAAGCACAUAGCGUACGUUCAUCAACAUUGCUCUCAGCCAGUGACGGAGACGAAGGCUCUCAGCAUGCGGCUCGUGAGGCGGUACAUAGCGCUCACACGACGAUACCAGCCCGCUGUACCCACCGCGCUGUCUGAAUAUCUCGUCUCAUCAUACGUAGAUCUACGUCGUGAAGCACGUAACGCCCGUGACGUCACCUUCACGUCCGCCAGAAACCUGCUCGCUAUACUUCGAUUGUCGACUGCGCUCGCUAGACUCAGAUUGUCAGAUGUCGUUGAGAAGGAGGACGUCUCAGAAGCAAUCAGACUGGUUGAAAUGUCGAAACAAUCACUGCAACACGUCGAUGAAAACGUUCAGAGAGGUAUCAGCGCCACGGACCGCAUCUUCGCGGUGGUGAGGGAGCUGGCCGGCUCCAACAAGACCGUGAAGGUGGCCGACGUCAUCGAGAGGUGUGUCGACAAGGGGUUCAAACCCGACCAGGUGGACGCUUGUAUCGAGGAGUAUGAGAACUUAAAUGUAUGGCAAGUGAACCAAGUCAGGACGAAGAUUACCUUCAUGUAG
Danaus chrysippus (African queen) is the source of this 2160-nucleotide messenger RNA. The record is from the annotation of a GenBank genome assembly. Lineage: Eukaryota; Metazoa; Arthropoda; Insecta; Lepidoptera; Nymphalidae.